AUGGAUGGCCCAGCUCUGGACAACGCCAACCCUACGCUCUUGAGCCUGGAUCAGCUGCCAAGCCGGCAACGCAAGAGAGCAGCCGCCGGCAGCAAUGGCCCUGAGACCAGGUUUGAUCACAUCCUGUCGCUCAAGCACUCUUCUGCGCCACUGGACCUCUCCUCGUCCUUAUGGCCGUCAUCAGAUGAGGACGAAAGGGAGAGUGAACUCACCGAGGAGCCCAUCGAUGAGCAAGAGAUCUAUGACCUCAUCUCGACAAUCUCGGACCCAGAGCACCCGGCCACGCUGGGCCAGUUCUCGGUCGUCAAGCUGGAGGACAUCCACAUCAGCCCCCCUCCCGGCGCGGCAGGGGCCAGCGACCCAGACACCCUGACGCAGGUGCUCGUCGACCUGGAGCCGACCGUCGACCACUGCUCGCUGGCGACCGUCAUCGGGCUCGCCGUGCGCGUGCGCCUCGAGGCGGCCCUGCCGCCCAACUACCGCGUCGACAUCCGCGUCAAGGAGGGCACGCACAAGCAGGACGACCAGGUCACGAAGCAGCUGUCGGACAAGGAGCGCGUCGCCGCGGCCCUCGAGAACGACACCCUCAAGGGCGUCCUCGAGAAGAUGCUCGAGACCUGCAAGUGA
Molecule: messenger RNA, 627 nt
Organism: Thyridium curvatum
Lineage: Eukaryota; Fungi; Ascomycota; Sordariomycetes; Thyridiales; Thyridiaceae
Exons: 2
Coding region: 1-627 (208 amino acids)
Biological process (GO): iron-sulfur cluster assembly
Source: RefSeq, a predicted model, not a curated record